Molecule: messenger RNA, 4663 nt
Organism: Myotis davidii
Lineage: Eukaryota; Metazoa; Chordata; Mammalia; Chiroptera; Vespertilionidae
Gene: GLS
Product: glutaminase
Exons: 18
Coding region: 1-1713 (570 amino acids)
Biological process (GO): L-glutamine catabolic process
Molecular function (GO): protein binding; glutaminase activity
Source: RefSeq, a predicted model, not a curated record
AUGGAGCCCAUAACCCUGGCAGUGUGUCCUGGAAAGAUGCUCAACCAACUGAGCCAUACCAGCCAGGGUGAAAAGCUCCUUUCAACAGGUAAAAUAAAACAGGGUCUUUUACCUAGCUUGGAAGAUUUGCUGUUCUACACAAUUGCAGAAGGACAAGAGAAAAUACCUGUCCAUAAAUUUAUCACAGCACUCAAAUCUACAGGAUUGCGAACUUCUGAUCCCAGGUUGAAAGAGUUUAUGGAUAUGUUAAGAUUAACUCUUCAAACAACAUCAGAUGGUGUCAUGCUAGACAAAGAUCUUUUUAAAAAAUGUGUUCAGAGCAACAUUGUUUUGUUGACGCAAGCCUUUCGAAGAAAGUUUGUCAUUCCUGACUUUAUGUCUUUUACUUCUCAUAUCGAUGAGUUGUAUGAAAGCGCUAAAAAGCAGUCUGGAGGAAAGGUUGCAGACUAUAUUCCUCAACUAGCCAAGUUCAGUCCUGAUUUGUGGGGUGUAUCGGUUUGUACAGUAGAUGGACAGAGGCAUUCUAUUGGUGAUACCAAAGUUCCAUUUUGUCUUCAGUCCUGUGUAAAACCUUUGAAAUAUGCCAUUGCGGUUAAUGACCUUGGAACAGAAUAUGUGCAUCGCUAUGUUGGGAAAGAGCCAAGUGGAUUAAGAUUCAACAAACUGUUUUUAAAUGAAGAUGAUAAGCCACAUAAUCCUAUGGUAAAUGCUGGAGCAAUUGUUGUGACUUCAUUAAUAAAGCAAGGAGUGAAUAAUGCUGAAAAAUUUGACUAUGUGAUGCAGUUUUUGAAUAAGAUGGCUGGUAAUGAAUAUGUUGGAUUCAGUAAUGCAACGUUUCAGUCUGAAAGAGAAAGUGGAGAUCGAAAUUUUGCAAUAGGAUAUUACUUAAAAGAGAAAAAGUGUUUUCCGGAAGGCACAGACAUGGUUGGUAUAUUAGACUUCUAUUUCCAGUUGUGCUCCAUUGAAGUAACGUGUGAAUCAGCUAGUGUGAUGGCUGCAACACUGGCUAAUGGCGGUUUCUGCCCAAUUACUGGUGAAAGAGUACUGAGCCCAGAAGCGGUGCGAAACACGCUGAGUUUGAUGCAUUCCUGUGGCAUGUAUGACUUCUCAGGGCAGUUUGCUUUCCAUGUUGGUCUUCCUGCAAAAUCCGGAGUUGCUGGGGGCAUUCUUUUAGUUGUCCCAAACGUCAUGGGCAUGAUGUGCUGGUCACCCCCUCUGGACAAGAUGGGCAACAGUGUGAAGGGAAUUCACUUCUGUCACGAUCUUGUUUCUCUGUGUAAUUUCCAUAACUAUGAUAAUUUGAGACACUUUGCAAAAAAACUUGAUCCUCGAAGAGAAGGUGGCGAUCAAAGGGUGAAGUCGGUGAUAAACCUCCUGUUUGCGGCCUACACGGGAGACGUGUCUGCACUUCGGAGGUUCGCCCUGUCGGCCAUGGACAUGGAGCAGCGGGACUAUGACUCCAGAACGGCCCUCCACGUGGCUGCCGCGGAGGGUCACGUUGAAGUCGUGAAAUUUUUGCUGGAAGCCUGCAAAGUCAACCCUUUCCCCAAGGACAGGUGGAACAACACGCCCAUGGAUGAGGCGCUGCACUUCGGCCACCACGACGUGUUCAAGAUCCUGCAGGAGUACCAGGGCCAGUACACGCCGCAGGGCGACGCCGACGACGGGAAGGAGAACCAGACGGUGCACAAGAACCUCGACGGCCUCUUGUAACGCCCGGAGCCCACGCAGUCACGUACCUGUGUCACGUGGACUUGAUCAUGGCGCGCGUGUCUUUCUGCCUCUAGGUGUGUCUCCUACAGCAUGGGUCGGCGCCGUGCUACCGGCAGUCUCUUCGCUGUACGCCCAGGACAAACCUGAUCUCUUGGGGACAAGAUAGAAAUAAAACCACCUCCCUCCACAAUGUGAGCACUGUCGACCUGGUGCACUGUAGAACCCGAUGUAGAAGUAGUGCCAGUGCUGGCUUCGCGUGAGGUCCUCAUGAUUCUUGUGUUUCGUGGACUUUCAGUUUUACGCAUCAAUAGAAAUUAAGCUGUUAUACAUACAGCCUGUCCACAGGGGCGAGGCUGCCUUUAGAAGCAAAAUAGUGUGAUUUCCAGGACUCCACAUAGAGACUUAGUCUGAGCGUUUGAACAACUGCCUGCACUUAUGGUUGUGUGUUGAAGAUUUCUCCCAUCCCCCUGGCUUCAUGAUGUGACUUUAAAAAUUAUCAUAGUUAACAGCUGUGAGUAGGAUAGACCAACUCUGAUCAGACUAUCAGGGCAUCUGUUCAAGAUAUGUUUGGUGACCAAAAAAGUGUGUCAAUGGAGUUCUACUUUUGGAAAUUUUUCCUUUUUCUUCGUCCCCUCUGUCCAGCCUCGGCCCUUCAGCUGGGCAAGGGGGCGUGGCAGGCCCGUCCUCAUGUUUCCGCACGUCAGAUCUGGCAUGUGAGCUGUAAGGAGCUGCCUGUCUAUAGAUGAACCAGACAAACGGAGUAUGCAUUGGCCACAUUGACCCGCCCAGAGGGGGUGUGCUACUGCGGCUCUAAGACGACAUUUCUCAGCUUCCAGGGUAACUUGAGAAGUGCUCCGAGUCCGAGGGGAACCGCUGCAGAAGCUGCACUGAGAGGUCUGUUCCCUGUGGGGUCCACCAGGUCACGCGGUUCCUUGAUUCUCUAGCGGACCCUUGGGUGCACUGCAGCGUUUUACAAGGCCAGAUCAUUUUAAAUUGAGCCCCAGCAUUUUUUGGGGAAGGAAAAAUGCACAUAUACUUUGAAGGGAUAUGUUAGUGAGAAUAUCUGAUAUUAAGUGCACACACACACACGCACGCACACGACUUCUUCGAAGCUGUUUAGUGAAAUGAGCAGAACUCUCAACCCCAGAAAAGCUAGUGGCUACAUUAAUACGGCAAAUCCCUUCUCCUUUUCUAUGGGCAACACGCUAUUUCCGAGGUUUAUGGUGCCUGACGGCCCGUUGACCCCGCUAGUGGCCUCCACGUGUUUCGAUUUUUGCUUCCGUCUAAGUUAGAGGCUCGACCCCGCCCGCUCCCUGACAGCGCGUCCUUGAGGACGUGUGGCUGUGGCCGUGGCCGUGGAGGACUGAGCCGCCAGCACGAGGCCGGCCCGUGUGUCUGUGGGAACAAGGCGGCGGGCCUCCAGCGGAGCCCGUGGAGCCAGGCAGCCGGGGAGCAGCGUUACCCCGGGCAGACCCCCACCCGACACCAGCGGGGUCCCCACUUCAGGAGCAGCGCUGUGAGCUGAGGGAGCUCUCAGACGGCUCCUGUGGCGGAAGGUUACUGAUGACCCGGACGCUUUUCUUUAAUGAAAAGAGGUUCUCGCUAUUAUUUCCGAACAAAGCCUUCCCCUUUUCCCCGAUUACGACUAUUUUGUAAAAUCUUGUGGUUUAGCUCCAUGUGCCCUUAUCUACCCAUGAGGUUAUGUGCGCUGCACACUGGCUCCUGCUGUGGCCGCUGGCUGUAGGCUGACAGUCUGAGUACCUUUGGUUUAAAUGCUUUAGGCUGUGCUGCUAAUGGAUGCCACCUGUAUACUCCAAAGAUCUCUGUGUUUAGGCUCCUCUGCCCAGGGGAGCACUCUGGUGACGUUUACUCAAGCUUUGUACUCACUGCUGUUUGCUCUCUGGGCUCUGUGUUCUCAUCACGGGUGCAAUGUGCUGCCCCCCGCACGCUCCAGAACUGGGGCGCUGUUGUCUGUCUGGCCGGGCCUGGGUGACCGCCUGUUGGGUUUAGACUCUUCCUGGGGAUUGUUCAGCUAUGAAUGUAUUUGCCGCCAGAACCUCCCACAGUGAACUAAUCGUAACUGUUCAGUUGUAAGUAUUCUGAAGUCGGGAAAUAUUUAUUUUAAGUGAAAUCGGGUAGUGUUGCUUUCCACAUCGUAAUAAACACAUGUAUAAAAAAACGUAUGACAAUGAAAUUUUUAAAAAAACAGCCACGGGGUCUCUGCCAGCCCUGUGGUGGGCAUGCCCUGGGCAAGGCCGCGCUUGGCUGGGUCGGAUCCAUUCCUGAUGCCCGCGGAGAGCCAGGCGCUGGGCAAGGUGUCAGGGGCGGGCACCGUGGUGGUGAAGGUGAGAGCCCUGUGUGGACUCCAUCUCUGAAAGCGAGAGGGUGGGGGGCUGGGGCAGUCUUCCUGUCUCACCUGCUGACAUGACAGUGAAGUGAGUAAAUCUGCAGUCGCAGACCAGGUGGUACACAAGUAGCUCAGGAAUGUGUGAGGCGGCACUGAAACCAAAGGCGGGGCGGGGGCUGUUACAGUUGAUGGACAGGACGGGGUUCAGGAGGAGACGGGAAGGCAGGUGUGUGUUCAGAUGGGAAGGUGGGAGAAUUCAGUCAGCUAUUAAAAGGGGCAAAGACUGGGUGUUUCGAUUCUGUUCCGGAGCCUGAGCCCCGGCCUCCGUGUGCCCCCACCCCCACCCCCAGGGGUGAGUGAGGCCGCUAGGAAGUGAGUCCAACAAACAGUCAUGGAGCAAGAGCGGCUCAAGGCGCUUCCCUCUGGGACAAGAAAUGGGAGAGGCUGUGAGCAGACACCACACCGGGCGCAGAGGGCGCAGCGGGUCGACCCAGAGCUUAGCUGGUGUGACGGCAGGUGUGUGAGCGCGCUCUGUGCAGGUGCCUGAGCACCUUUAUACACUUUGUGCACCCAUUUAACCCUAAUAAACGUGUUUAAGCUGCU